Molecule: messenger RNA, 2017 nt
Organism: Ruditapes philippinarum (Manila clam)
Lineage: Eukaryota; Metazoa; Mollusca; Bivalvia; Venerida; Veneridae
Product: cytochrome P450 2C23-like
Exons: 6
Coding region: 88-1620 (510 amino acids)
Biological process (GO): xenobiotic metabolic process
Cellular component (GO): intracellular membrane-bounded organelle; cytoplasm
Molecular function (GO): oxidoreductase activity, acting on paired donors, with incorporation or reduction of molecular oxygen, reduced flavin or flavoprotein as one donor, and incorporation of one atom of oxygen; iron ion binding; heme binding
Source: RefSeq, a predicted model, not a curated record
UAAGAAAAUAAAACUUUAAAAUAAAAAUACACUUUCUUAAACGCUGAAAGAGGAUUACGAAUAGCUUGUGAAUAUUUUACUUAUAAAAUGGCUUUUCAAUUCAUUGUGGAUGUUUUAAGCUAUUUUUCGCAAUUUUCAAUUAUGUCGUUUAUUUUAGUAAUCACUGUUUGUGUACUGCUACACCACAUUUUCUUCUCAAAACGUUAUUACCCGCCGUUACCACCUACCCCGAAAUUUAAGCUUCCGCUCAUUGGACAUUUACAUCUGUUGGAGCGUGACAUGAGGAAACCUUUCAAGAAAUACAGAAAAUCAUUUGGAGACGUAUACUCGUUAUAUUUUGGCGGGAAGUUAGUAAUUGUUUUAUCAGGAUAUGAAACAUUGAAAGAGGCAUUUCUAAAAAAUGGAGAGGUUCUUUGCAGGCAGACCAAGCCUGUACAUUACAGAAAAAUAGUAUGUACAAUUUGUUUUAUAAUUGUAGGGCUGGUUCUUGCAACCGGUGCUCAGUGGAGAGAACAUCGUCGAUUUGCGUUGAGUACUUUAAAAGAUUUUGGAAUGGGAAAAAGCAAACUUGAGGGGAAAAUUCAAGAAGAAGCUAUGUCACUUUUGUCUCAAAUAGAAAAUUUCAAGGGAGAUCCUUUCGAUCCGAAAGACAUUAUCAGUACCAAUGUUGGGAAUAUAAUAUGUUCCAUGUUGUUUAAAGGCCAGUUUAGCCACGACGACCAACGAUUUUUAGGAAUGAUUAAAUUGAUGGAAGAGAAUAUCACAUCUGCCGCUGGACUUGCCAACCUCAUGCCAUGGUUAGCUGAAUUUCCAGGCGAUCCUCUAAACUGCAAGAAAAUGAUCAGCAACGCAGACAAGGUGUACGAGUUUAUUGAAGACAUAAUUGACGAACAUGUGAAUGAAUUUGAUGAAAAUGAUAUAGAUGAUUUGACUAGCGCUUACAUUAAGGAACUAAGGUUUAAAGAAAGUACUGGAGAGGAGACGACAAUGUCCUUGAAACAGUUAUCUGGUGUGAUUGCGGAUUUAUUCAUAGCUGGCUCUCACACAACUACGGCCACAUUGAGAUGGGCAAUCAUUUGUCUCGUGCAGUAUCCUGAUAUACAAGAGAGAAUUUACAAACUCCUUUGUUCAAGCAUCGGAACCCAGAGACUUCCCUCAUCAACAGACAAAACUUCGCUUGCAUAUCUUGAAGCUUUUUAUUUGGAAGUUUUAAGGUUCUGCUGUAUAUCAACAUCAAGCGGAGUUCAUUCAACUACAAGAGACUUUACCUUCAAAGGAUAUACUAUUCCAAAAGAAGCGGUAAUUAUAGCAGAUUUUGAUUCAGCCCUGAGUGACCCAGCUACAUGGCAGGAUCCGGAAGUCUUCAGACCGGAAAGGUUCCUUGAUGACAAUGGUAAUGUCAGAAAGAGGGAAGAAAAUAUAACGUUUUUUCUUGGAAAGAGAAGUUGUAUUGGAGAGUCUUUGGCACGUGCAGAAUUACUUAUAUUUCUUGGAGCUCUAGUUCAGAAGUUCCGAUUAGAAAGUCCAGAAAACGAAACAGUGUCGGUCGAACAUCUUGACGGUGUUUUCGCACUAGUACAUAUUCCUAAGCCAUAUAAGAUAAUUGCGAUUCCACGCUAAAAAUGCCAUGUGAACUAAAAAUCAUACCUCUUUUAUCCAAAAGACGGUAUUGAAACUGGAGUGUUAUAAAAUGAUUCUGUUUUUAUGAAUAUUUUACUUUAUUAUGUAUUUUAAUAAUUAUAUAAAUAUAACUUUUUGAAUACAUUUUAUUUGUAAAUUAUAGAGCAUAAUAUCUAAGGUAACGCCACUUGUAAAUAGAAAAGAAUAUGUGAUAAUGCCGAGAAUACUUUUUAAGGUAAAGACUAAAACAGUGUUAAUGAAAUAAUUAACUAUUUGUUAGAUAAAAGUUAUAUAAGCAGCAUUAAAAUAAAAUAAUACACAUUUUGACUUAAUCAUGUAUGUUUUCUGUCAUGUCAAAAUCAAUAUUUUUUUGUAAUAAACAUUUAUAUCUUUUAAA